UCCAAAACUGAAGGAGUCGAAGCUGGGAUGGGAACAGCAGCUAGAAGGCUCGCCUGUUUGUUGUUUACCAGGUCUCUGGAGCGAAGGGGAAGGUGUAUUUGGGCCAGGGUCUGAUGACGCUCGGCGAAGCUACGUCAGAGCCCAGACCGAGGACUACUUCACAGGCAGCCUCUUGGCAUCAGCCAGCACUCGACUAAUUACUCCUUUGGACCACAUCAUUCUUCUCUUCUGUUCACAUCUGCAAGAGCUACAAAUCCAUAAUACAGACCAUCGAGGUUGAUUUGUUUCCAUUGCAAAGAACGAAGCCAUCCAAGUCUCUCCGCCAUAAAUGUCAUCAGUCGUUGAUAAGCGCUAGCUCCAAGUCCCCUCCAACGAAGCUUCCCUGUGAUCCAACUCUACCUACCUGCCCAUAGCCUCAUACCUAUCCUUCACCGAAACUGGCGCCUCCACCACUUCGACCAAGAGCUGGGCAUCCUCAUCAUCGCCAGAGUCUCUUCCGCUACCUAUUCCCACACCCUCGACAGACCGCGCGCGACAGACUUACCACCUUCCCUUUCGAUACACUUCCAUACUAUAAGCUUCGAGCGCAGUCGCGGAUUUUCAGCUUCAUCGUCAAGCGCCAGAAACGACAUCAAGAGAAAAGAGUCGCAGGGACACGGAUUGUCGAUAUCCUCCGCAGGCGGGGCAGCAGAAUCUUUGGCGUGCCGAAGAACAAUGAGACUGGAGGACGAUCUAAGCUGACCAUGUCUGGUUUGCCUGGUAACGGCUCAGUUGAGGUUGGUGGCGAGAGAGAAAGUGGCUCAAGGAGAAAGAAACUGGCGGGAUAUCUGAAGGCUGCGAAUGAUUUAAGGCAGUCAUACCAACAGUCCUACUCGGAGAGAUGGGGUUCUGCGAACGGGGACUUUGGCGAUGAUACCAAGGGGAUUCCGGGAUCUUUCCCGGAUGUUGCAAUAGUGUCGCAUGGGGACGAGCAACUCAUUUUGUUUCCAUCUUAUGCAAAGAAGCAUGUCAGGCAACAGCCUCCUGAUCCAGCCUCAAAUCCGGUUCGGAGAGAUAGUAGUGGGAGUGAGAUGAGCGCUGAUGGACCUGCUGAUGCAGAAUACUGGGCUAGGGAAUGGCAAAAGUUUGAGGAUGAUAGAGCAGUAGUAGAUGUUGAUGUUCGAGGCUGGAUAUACUCCCCCCAUAGAGGACCAAUGACAAGGAAGAACAGGUUGUUGAUUGGCCUCGCUCGACAAUUGAGUGGAAUUCCAGCACCAAAGGACCCGAAUAGAGACAAUAGUCCAGAUGCUGCACCAUCAUUGAUUGCAAGGCACCAGGAACACGAGGCUCGCCGCGAUGAAGAAAGGAUUGCUCGUGAGGCGGACGAGAUCUUGAGGAGAGGUCGAGGAGAAAAGAAGGCUGCGGCUCAGGGUCGAUACAGUGAGAAGCCGAGGGAGGACUCGGACGAUGAAAGCAUAUAUGGCGACAAAAUCAGAUCUGGGACACAUACUCCGCUAGGAUCAGCUGAACCACCGGGUCCUGGACACCUUAGCAAGCGACAAUCAUGGAAUCAACCUUCUGACAUGACAACGACGGAGUUGCUGGCCGCAAACACACAUCUCAUGGCACGGCUGAAGCCAUUCUUGACGAAUCCAUUAGUAUCUACCCCUAUUACAGUAUUUUUCUAUGAUGAGAAGACUUCUGUGUCUCGUACGGUCACGACCAAUGACGCUGGUCAUUUUAUUAUGAGAGCUGCUCUAGACUUUGUCCCGACUCAUGUGAGAGUAUUGGCCUCGGAACAUCUCUCGGCAACGGAAGAAGUCAAGAUAACCCAGCCGAAGGGAGUCAGUCUUAUCAGUGAUGUUGACGAUACUAUUAAGCAUUCGUCCAUCGGUGGUGGGCCAAGAGAGAUAUUCAGGAAUGCCUUCAUUCGAGAUCUAGCAGAUCUGACAAUUGAUGGCGUGAAAGAGUGGUACAACACCAUGUAUGACAUGGGAGUUGGGGUUCAUUAUGUUUCAAAUUCUCCCUGGCAGCUGUUCCCGGUUCUGGUCAGUUUUUUCCGAAAGGCAGGUUUACCACCUGGAUCCUAUCACUUGAAGCAGUAUAGUGGAAUGUUACAGGGGAUAUUUGAGCCUGUGGCCGAGAGAAAGAAGGGAACCCUUGAGAGGAUCAUGAAAGACUUUCCAGAACGUAAAUUCAUCCUGAUAGGAGACAGUGGAGAAGCAGACCUGGAAGUCUACACCGAUGUAGCUCUUGCACAUCCUGGCAAAAUCUUGGCUAUUUUCAUCCGCGAUGUUACCAGCCCUGGGAACCAAGGGUUCUUCGACUCUUCUAUGGGACCAUUGAGCGGUGAUCGACGAAGAGGUCGAGCUGACCCAUCGCGAACUGAAUCAUGGGAUAGUCGCAAAACAACAUCCACAAUCUCGUUGGAUUCGGCGGAAAGACGCCCCACCCUCCCACCAAGAGUUGCUACAGAAGUAGCUCCCCAGACCAGCACUGGCCCAGCUAUGGGCAAAUUGAUCGAUUUCGACGAUGAGCCUCAGCAAGUAGAUAUACAUGAAUCCCAUAGAAGAGUCAUGCCCAGAUCUGCCUCGGAUUUUGAGGGUCUAGACUCCCCAAGGAGGAAAUCUGCUCCUGAAGGCAUAAGCCCUCGUGUACCGCCUCCUCGUCCUGUAAAACCUGCAGGACUACGAGGUGUAUCAACCUCCGGCUCAUCAUCCGAGCCUGCUCUGCCCAAAACGAAGGGUUCUCCACCUCCACCACCUAAGCCUCGUCGGCCAAAUGGCAGUCGAGAGGGUACACAAUCUCACCCACUCUCCCAGGCAACUAGUUCAACAGAUCUGAAAUCACCCGAAGAGGAUUCGUAUCUCACAAGUGCACGCAAUAAGGUAGCUGCAGCUUACAACUCCCUGCCAGAAGUCAGAUCUCACCUGCCUGGCUAUUCUCACGGCCCACUCUCCGAAAGUUCCUCCCUUUCAUCACAAGAGAAACCACCUCCACCCCCGAGACGGGGAACAGGCUCAGUCGGUCCAGCAGCAGCGGCUAUGACAAAACGGAUGUCCUGGAACAGUACUGACACAUCAGAUGACGAGCGGCCGAACAACGGUGUGCCCGUCAACAAGAAGCUCGACUUGUGGCGAAGACGGUGGAAGCGAGCCAAAGACAUCCUUGAUGGACAAGGCGUGCAGUUGCGGGCUUGGAGGACUGGCAGCGAUGUAUGCUUAGAGGCGGUACAGAUGGUUGAGAAGGCGAUGCGAGAUAUGAAUGUUGAGGGGUACGGAAAUGAUGGCAAGGGCAAGACGGGAGAGGGCGGUGGAGAGAUGAAAACGAAAGAUAUGAAGAGGUCAAAUAAUUAA
Messenger RNA from Cadophora gregata, 3335 nucleotides. RefSeq lists its product as uncharacterized. Gene Ontology annotation, cellular component: actin cortical patch. Bases 744 to 3335 code for a protein of 863 amino acids. Gene Ontology annotation, molecular function: phosphatidate phosphatase activity. The transcript has a single exon. The record is from RefSeq and is a predicted model, not a curated record. Lineage: Eukaryota; Fungi; Ascomycota; Leotiomycetes; Helotiales; Ploettnerulaceae.